UGAUGAGCUAGUGAAGGUGGAUUGUUCUCAUUGUAUGUGCAGUCUUCUCACCACAGACCUCUCACUCCUUCCAUCCCACUUUCUCCACUCCACAGCUCCUUCUCCCUCCUGAGUGGCUAUAGUACUCCAUCAGCACUGCUAAGAACAGCCUCAUUGCCCUGGGCAACCCUCACCUUCCUCAGGCUCUGAGAAUGGAGAUGGGAUUUCCAGAGGUAUCUUCAAACUCCUCUGCUUGCAAGAUUAUCUUCUUUAUGUAACUACAGGGGCUGGAAGACAGCUACAGGCAAAGGAAGUUUACAAACCAUACAAGGACUAGCUGCAGCUUCACUUUUAUUGCUACAUACAGGUGUAAUAUUGAAAAGAUGAGUAACAUAUACGAAUCAGCAGCCAAUACCCUUGGAAUCUUCAACAGUCCAUGUCUCACUAAGGUGGAAUUGCGAGUUUCUUGCAAGGCGAUAUUGGACAGAGAUGCACUCUCCAAGCCGGAUCCCUGUGUUAUCCUGAAAAUGCAGUCACAUGGGCAGUGGUUUGAGGUGGACAGAACAGAGGUUAUCAGAACAUGCAUCAACCCCAUUUUCUCCAAAAUUUUCACUGUUGACUUUUAUUUUGAAGAAGUCCAGCGCCUUCGUUUCGAAGUUCAUGAUAUCAGCAGCAACCACAAUGGCUUGAAAGAUGCAGAUUUUCUCGGUGGAAUGGAAUGCACUUUGGGACAGAUUGUGUCACAAAGGAGACUGUCAAAAUCAUUGCUGAAGCAUGGAAACACAGCGGGGAAAUCAUCUAUAACGGUGAUCGCAGAAGAGUUAUCUGGAAAUGAUGACUAUGUUGAACUCUCUUUCAGUGCCAGGAAACUAGAUGACAAGGAUUUUUUCAGCAAGUCAGAUCCAUUCUUGGAAACCUUCAGAAUGAAUGAUGAUGGCACUCAGCAGCUGGUUCACAGGACUGAGGUUGUCAUGAACAAUUUGAAUCCGGUUUGGAAAACAUUUAAGGUCUCGGUAAACUCGCUUUGCAGUGGUGAUCAUGAUCGCAAACUAAAGUGCAUAGUCUGGGACUGGGACUCUAAUGGAAAACAUGAUUUUAUUGGAGAGUUCAGCUCAACGUUCAAAGAGAUGAGAGGAGCAAUGGAAGGAAGACAGGGCCUCCUGACUUCCAUCACUAGCACACAGUAUACUGGGAAGCGCCCCGAGGAAUCCUGCCAUACUACCACCAAGUGCAGCCCUUCAUUGACAAAAGACUGUGCGCAUUCGGGAGAGGUACAGUGGGAGUGCAUAAAUCCAAAGUACAAAAUGAAAAAGAAAAACUAUAAAAAUUCCGGUAUCGUAAUUCUCAACUUGUGUAAGAUACAUAAAAUGCAUUCAUUUUUAGACUAUAUCAUGGGUGGAUGUCAAAUACAGUUUACAGUAGCAAUUGAUUUCACGGCAUCAAAUGGUGACCCACGGAACAGUUGCUCUCUGCACUAUAUCCAUCCUUACCAGCCCAAUGAGUAUCUCAAAGCACUGGUGGCUGUUGGGGAAAUUUGCCAAGACUAUGACAGUGACAAAAUGUUUCCUGCCUUUGGUUUUGGUGCCAGAAUACCUCCAGAUUAUAAGGUUUCCCAUGAUUUUGCAAUAAAUUUUAACGAAGACAACCCAGAAUGUGCAGGUAUACAAGGAGUGGUAGAAGCCUAUCAGAACUGCCUGCCCAAGUUACAACUAUAUGGACCAACCAACAUUGCUCCGAUUAUUCAGAAAGUGGCAAAGUCGGCUUCAGAGGAGUCCCACACAAUGGAUUCUACGCAAUACUUCAUCUUGCUCAUCUUAACGGAUGGGGUUAUCACAGACAUGGCUGACACCAGGGAAGCCAUAGUUCACGCCUCUCAUCUUCCCAUGUCCGUCAUCAUUGUCGGUGUUGGAAAUGCUGAUUUUAGUGACAUGCAGAUGUUAGAUGGAGAUGAUGGAAUACUGAGGUCACCCAAGGGAGAGCCUGUUCUCCGGGACAUUGUUCAGUUUGUGCCAUUCAGGAAUUUCAAACACGCUUCUCCAGCUGCUCUGGCAAAAAGUGUUUUGGCUGAAGUUCCAAACCAAGUUGUGGACUAUUACAAUGGCAAAGGGAUCAAACCAAAAUGUGCAUCUGAAUAUGAGUCUUCCAGGACAUUAGGACCUUGAACUGCUCUGCACACUUAUUCAGUGUCUCAAAAUAACAAUAAUAAUCAACAUAAUAACCAUAUAUAGCACGUUUUAGUGAUUUUUAAACUUACCAACAUAUUUUUUUCAUGCAUGUAUUGCUGAAGGCUUGGAUCAGCAUAGCAGUUGUAUUGUUAAAGACUUUUUAUGGAAACAAAAAAAGUACAGCAUGUUGUCUCAAAAAAAUGGUAAUUGUUUCUGUUUUUUAUACAGAUUUGUUGAAAUUUUGCUAUAUUUCUUAUAUUUACACUUUAAAAAACCUUUUGAAAUAUAUCAUGAAAGCUCAUAGACACUACACAGUUUUAUCUGCUGGGAAACAAACCUUUUCUCUGUUAGACUGUAAGUUUAUGGUGUUUUGCAUGUCAGAAAUAUAAUUCCGGGUUUACAGAUUCUAGUAAAUUACCUCUUGAUACAAGUGGCCGACUUUACAUUUUGUAGCCAUUUUUCAAAGUACAGGAAUAUGGCAUUUUGUAAAAGGAAUCGAUAUUUAUAAUGGCAAGUCUAGACAGAUUUUUAAUAUGCUAAACCCAUUAUUAUUUCCAUAGCUGUAUAAUCUAAUGAAUAUAACAUUGUAACACAGAUUAUUAGAUUUAGAUAGUCACAACAAAUGAAAGCAUUUCAAGGUAUAGCUCUGUUCUGUAGCAAAUGCAUUCUGAUAGCCCCGAGGUUGGUAGACAUUGUAUCCUAUAAGUUCGUCCUCUUGUACACCUACAUUUUCAUCUUGUUUUAAGUGUUUUUCUUGGAAAUACUCUAAAAGCACAUUGUAGCAUAGCAGACUAUGUACUAUUUGAAAUAAAAUGUCUGUACCAGACAAAAAGCACGAGAUGAAAAUAUUAAUAUUGUAAAUUGUAGUUUACAACCAUAAAAGCAAACAGUUUAUUUUAUGAUGAUCCUUACGUAGCACUCAAAAUGUAGGUGCAUUUUGUUAUAUUUGCAUCAUAUAUUUAUGUACAGUAACAGUACAUUCAGAUACUAUUUACAGUAUGUGUAGUAGACAGCAUACAUAAAUAAGACAAAGGUUUGUUUUUUUACUCUAGGGUUUUUAGAUACCUUGACAGAGAUUCCCCAGAAUACAAUAGUUUUGUGAGAUAGUUAUCAGGGUUACACAUGGUUUUAUAGCUGCUCAUUCUACUUAAUGGUCCCCCAGAACAGGUAUAAGGGUGGUUACCCUUUUACCUCUGGUGAGGUUCAGGCACAACUUGUUAUUGGAAUGUGAGGAACAUAGGGAAAUCUAGGAUUUACCCAUCAUCAUCAUGUUCCCCAGAAGACAAAAGCUUAUUUAUAUCUUAUAGGUAUCAAGAUUGGACAUAUGUGGUAUCACAUAUUAAAGUAUGAAAAUGUUUGUAUUGGGUUAUAUCUCAUCAAUAAAAACUGCACAAUUUUAGUUUUAAAUGUCUAGUAUAAAUGUCCUAAAAAGGCACGACUUUUGUGGCAUCCUGCUGUAUGCAGUAAGCCAUAAUACCCAAUGACUGGAGAACAUCUCUUUGACAAUAAGAAAUCACUGCUCAGACUGGCCAAUAAUGGUCCUUCGGAGGUGGUAUCAUAGCAAUUACCAUUUACCACUGGUGAGCAUUAUAAUUCACCUGUAAUGGAAAUAAAGGGAUAUUUUAGAACCCUCUGCACCAGUAUGGCACAUGAGUAAGUUUAGGAUUUGCCCCAUCAUUAGGAUGAACUGCAGGAUUUAGCUAGCAUGUGUUAUAGAUGAAAAUCUCAAAGACAUGUGUUCUCGAUUCUUGUGAUGUUUCUAUCUAUCAUUAAUCAGUCUUUAAAUAUACUAACGUAAUAUGAUUAAACUUAUAUACUAUGCCAGGCGCCACUCACACAGUCAAGAAACAUUCUACUUACCAUUUCUUUUACUAUAUUGAGGUUUUCUGUGGAAGUACUCCUGAAUACAGAAUACUAUUGUGUUCUCUUUAUGACAUAUUGUUGGUAUUUUCCCAAUCCAGAAAUGAUUGUAAAGCCAUAUGAGAAGGCAUUUACACACACAAAAAGAGAAAAUAUUACCUUGCCUUACUUGGCUUUUUAUUUGUCAACAAAUUGUUGACCGUUUAAAGAAUACCCUUUGCCAUUUAUGAAUAUAUUAUAUAAGUUAUGCAAUUGUAGCACAAUUAAUGCUAUUUAACUUGUACAUUAUUGCCCUACUUGGAAAGUACCCUAGAGGUUACCAAUUUUGUGAUAUCCCUGUAACAUACCCCUCUAAAGUGGUCAUUCAUUGGCAUGGGCAUCCGUGAAUGAUUUCUAUCAUACCUGUAUGUCAAAUACUGCAUCGAUACAGAGCAUUUGUCCAAACAAACCUGAAAGGGAACUUUUUUUAUACUCCCACAGCUCACAAAUGAGUUUUGAUUUUUGACAUUUGUUCUACAGUAAUACAGUUUAUUUUCAUACCUGUCAGAAUUUUGUCAUGUCAUUUAUUAUACUCCUGAAUGGACCUGGUGUCUCCCGAUCUUAAAGAUUUACCAGCUGUCAACAAGCUCUUGUGAUUGUUUCUUCUAAGUAGGAAUAUAAAGGACAUGUGAUGUAAAUUGUAUGGAGCUCUGUGCAUCUUGUAUUUGCUGUACUUUGGCAUGCUGAAUUUUUAUGUUUGAUAUUAAUAUUGCACAAUUUUAGGCUUUUCUACUAUGUUGCUCCAGAUUUCUAAGCUAUAUAUAUAUAUGUAGUGUUAUUUCCUGUGGAGGACUAUGCAGAGGGCAGCUGGUAACUGACAAUAAUGGGUACGACUGUGUAAGCACUUUUAUAUAUCAAAAUUAAAGUAAAUCAAAUAGAUGUGUUAUCUUUUUGUUUAAUGGAAACUUGUUGUAGAGACUGUGUUAAAGUUUACAAUGCCUGUAAUGAAAACCUAGACAAUGUAACAUAGAAAAUGUAAUGCAACACCCCUUAUGAAGCAACUGAGCUUGAAAUAUUCAAGUCAUAACACCCCCCAUUCCAGAACAAGAGAGCCCAGAUCUUGUAAAAGAUGUAUGACUCUCAGGCCAAUACCCCACCCUGUUUGCAAAAAAAAUAGCCAUUGUUGUAAGGAAAGUGAAGUUGAAACUGAAGCUUUAUACCAAACUUAAAUGGGCAUUCUCAUUAAAACAAAUUUUUACUAUUGCACUCCUUAUGGUAAAUAAAAGAUCUUUCUAAUAUACUUUGUUUUAAAAAAAAUGAAGUUUUCUAUGUUUUAUUUGUGUUUAAAAAAAAAGUUGCCACUAGGUGUCUUCCUAUUUGUCCGGAGCACAUUUACCCCCAUCUUUUGCACAGACUUUGGACUUCUGCUGGCCCGGCAGAAGUCCAAACACAGGAAAUGCAGUCUAGAGUGCUGAGGGGGAUGUGUACAGCCUUAUCCAAUCACAGCUCCUCUCACACUUAACUGCCACUUGCUGUUGGUUGUAGAGUAAGGGAGGAAUUUCUCCCCUGUAUGGCUUCAGAAGAUGUCACAGCCUGCUUGGUAACGCCCCUUCCCAGUCUGUGAACCUGAACCUGAGGCUCAGCAGAAAAUACAGAGCAUUAGCACAGUAGAAAACAAAAAAAAAGUCAGGGGGUGGGUUAUCAUGAUGGGGGAAGUGAACUAGGAGGAUCAUAUAAUUUAUCAAGUUAAUGAGAGGUACUCUUUAAAUUAAGGCCUCUGUGGUCCCUUAAAGGGGCAUUUAAUGAUUACAUUUUACAAUACUGUUCUAUUAAAAAAACCUGAAAUAUUGAUUUGAAAUUAUUUUAAGAAAUGCUUGUGUCUAGAUAUUACUAUUACACAUUUGUUAUGGGGCUCCCUGUUCUUUUGAUUUGCUCCCAGAGCAUUCACCAAUACUUAUUGACCGGCUUGCCCAAUAGCAAGAGUCACUCUGCUGCAUGUGUACAAGGUGUGAGCACCAACUUUGACACUUUUUGUGGACAUUUCGCUGUAAUAUCUACACACAAAAUGCUAUUUUUACAUGGUUUCCAUUGAGAGAUUGUUAUAGUUUGGGUUAUCUGAGAAAUUUACUUUUGCUUACGUUUUAUUUAGUUUUAAAAUGGGAGUUUUAUGUUUAACAUUCUACAGCUACUCUAGUUUUCUAUUAUAAAGUUGUUGUUUUUUAUCAUUGUUUAAGUCAUUGAUUAGGGAUAAGACACACAAGCUGUUUAUUCAUUUAACUCUUAAUUUUUAACACAGUAGGUGGCUUAAAAACUAUAACACAAUUCUACAAGAAAACAUAACUUACCCAGUUUUUGAGAAACAGUAAGCUAUGUAAGUGAAGUAACUUUGCUACCCUGGCUUCACAGUGAAAGUCUUUUCGCAGGCUGCUAUCAUUCUUCUAUUGACUGGUGUGCUACCUUUGUACACACAUUGAAGAUUAGUACUUGUUUAGGAUUUACUUUGUUUUUCCCUCUAUAUCAUAAAGCAAUCUCAUCCAUUGGUUUGUUUUUGUUUUUUUGAAGAAAAAAAUAUUUUUAUACCAUUUUUGUGCGUAAUUUCUUCAGGUUGUUAGACUAAAUUACAGGAGCUAAAGCAAGCAAUAGUUUUCUGUUGUAAAUAAGCAGUGUGCAGCAUGAGGCUAGAUGUCUUGUCCUGUUAGUUUCUGAUGAUUGCCUAUACUUACUAUCCAUUAGGACAAAGGUCUUCAACACUGUUUUAGCGAAAUCAUUAUUAUUAGCUAAAAGAUUGUAGUCCAAAUCUCCAAAGAAGGUUUGAACCGCAUAGCAACAAAUAAUAAUAGUCUAUCAAAAAGUUUAAACAGUAUCACAGCUCAGACUCAGUUACAGGCUCAAAUUACAGAUCCCUGUUGUAUGGAAGUGUAUAAUUUAGAUAUAGCGAUCUUCAAUACUCAUACAUCACUAUACUAUUAACUAAUAGUAUGCAUACUAGAAUGGUACACUAUAUGAACAGCCCAUUGUAUGCCACUGGUUUUAUACAGAUACAUGCAGACUUAUAUAGAAUCGGUUGGAAAAAAAUAUUUUGGCAUAUUACACUGCAUGCCAUUUCAUAAAAGUAUUUUGUCCCAGAAGCUUUGGAAGAAUAGUUUGCCACAGCAUGCCAAUGGCUCGGAACAGUAAGUACUCUGUGUGCUGCUGUACAGGCUGUUUGCAUGCAGCCUGUAAAGUAGCCCACAGAAAUUAGUAUGUAGGAAAAGCUGGCCAUUAAUAGUGCAUACUAUUCACUGCAUUUGUCUACUAGGGACCAGGGACCAACAUGCAAGGUACCUGGGACUGGGGCUAUACAAGGCUCAUGUAGCAACUCAUUUGAAAACAUGGCACUUAAUGCUGUAGACGACAUAGGAAAACAAGCAAACACAAAAUGUUACGCUACCAUGAUAAAAGUAAAUUGAAACAGGAUUUGAGACUCUGUAGACAUUUUGUUCUUCAGAUGAGCUAUAUCUCUCAGUCUGUGAGACUUUGUGGUCUGGCAGUAAAAACUAAAAUAGAGGCCAACAGCAGACAGCUCAAACUUUUAAGCUCUUUCGUAUCUUGGUACCUUUAAUGUAAAAACUUGUCAUCUAAAUUGAUUUAGAAGACUUUUAAAAUGUUUAAUUAUAAAAUAUGGCCUAAAAACCUAACUUAUUCCAGUGGCUUACCAAAGAGUUUGUUACGUUUGUAUAUAUGGCAAAUACUAAAAUUCACAAAACUUCGUUGGCUUGAACCAUCCUAAUUGCCUCUGCAUGAAAUGGUCUUUAGUCAUAGGAACCAACAUGAAAUCAUCUUUAUUUAUUUUUUUACAGACAUUGGGAAAAAAAGAAACACGUACUCUUAUUGGUACUACAGAAAACUGUCUCACUAAGCCUGAUAUUCAAUUUACCCAUAGCAUGUGUAGUGGGCUGAAAUGCUUUAGAUCAGAAAAGCUAUUCUUCCAAAAGUCCAUUACUAAGGCGACAAGGAUUUGUAAAAUCUGAAGAAAGGAUGGAGAGUAAGAGUAAUGUAAUAUAUAUAGAUAUCUACUGUUCUAAAUGUGCAGCGUAUCCAUUGUCAUUUUAAGUCUUACAACUGUAAUGCACAUAGAAAACCAGCACAACUAUAUUAAAAAGCCCUGCAUGCAAAAAAAAUAAAAGUGUAUAAUGGUUUAGCAUGUUGGUUAUUGCAUUAAUUAGUACUUUAGCCAAGUGCAUUGCAUUGCCAAAUGAAUGAAACCUAUUCUAUGAGAAAGGAACAUAUCUGUACAAAGUGACUUUUAAACUGCACCUUGAUAAUAUUUUGGACUAGAACUAGGGCCAGCAAGUUUACAAUUUCUUCUGGAUUUAAGUUGGUCCUUAUAGGUUCUCGACUCCUUUAUUCCUUGUUUAGGAUCCCUCUGAAUGUACCGCAGUAUGUUGUCAAGUUAAGUGAACAACAAAUUUGUAUCCUCUUUUUGUGGUUUUGAUCCAGUUACAUUUUGCAUGAAACAAUACCUUGAUAAAUUCUGGCAUGGAAUAUUGUGUGAGGUUACUGAACUGCCUAUGCUUUUCUUGUAAAUAAAACCUAUAAAAUGAGAAGAGAGCAGAUGUAUGAAUAUAUGUAAGAAUUCUAUUAUACGAUGUGUCAUUGGCUUGAGUCCUUGUCUCAGGCGGACACUGGAUCUUUCGUUUUCUAUUUUUAUUUUAUUUUUGAGAAUUUAUGUAAGGAAUCUUCAUUUCAAUAGGGUGGCUGUAAAAGCACAUUUGAAGAUAAUGUACAAUUUUGGGGAUGAUAUAAUACUGUGAUAAACAAAGAUUUACAAUAAUUUUACAUUGUUGGAUUUUAUGAAUAAAUUAAGCGCC
Hyla sarda is the source of this 8833-nucleotide messenger RNA. It is a transcript of the gene CPNE4, whose product is annotated as copine 4. Gene Ontology annotation, cellular component: plasma membrane. The transcript has 17 exons. Lineage: Eukaryota; Metazoa; Chordata; Amphibia; Anura; Hylidae. Gene Ontology annotation, biological process: cellular response to calcium ion. Gene Ontology annotation, molecular function: calcium-dependent phospholipid binding. Bases 363 to 2141 code for a protein of 592 amino acids. The record is from RefSeq and is a predicted model, not a curated record.